AUGGCAUCACCACCAUCACAAAAUGUUGUUAACUUUGAAGAAAUUGAAAGCCAAAAGGAAAACAUUCUUCCUUUAAGGGAAGGAAGAUCAGCAUCCGCACUAUCGACAGCGAUACGUCAACCAUUAACAGAAAUAAGUCAAGUCAAAUCAUGCUUUGAGCAAAGAUUGAUAAAUGAGCUUCCGACAUUAAGCGACCCAAUUACCUUGUACCUUGAAUACAUAAACUGGUUAAACAAUGCCUACCCCCAAGGUGGUAAUUCCAAACAAAGUGGAAUGCUUACUCUUUUGGAGCGAUGCUUAUCCCAUCUGAAGGGUUUAGUGAGAUACAAAAAUGAUGUUAGAUUUUUGAAAAUAUGGUUUUGGUACAUAGAGCUUUUUACCACUAAUUCUUUCAUGGAGAGUAGAGAUAUUUUCGUAUAUAUGUUAAGAAAUGGAAUUGGUUCUAAGCUAGCAUUAUUUUAUGAAGAGUUUACAAAUCUUCUACUUCAGAAACAAAAAUUUCAAUAUGCUAUGUAUAUUUUAAAACUGGGAAUAAAAAACAACGCUAAACCCAAUCUUGUUUUAGAAGAUCAGUUAAGUCAUCUGCUGAGAAAAUUGGAAGAGAAGAAUAUUCAGCUAGAGAAUGAAAUGUUAAUGGACCCCCUCGAAUCUAUAGUACUUGGAAAAACCAGAUCAGAAUUCGUUAAAAGAUUAGAGUUCGCAAACCAAAAUGAUGCAUCAAGUGACUAUAACUCAAUAAAAAACAAUGUGUUUGUGGAUGAAGAGGAACUAGAUGUAGAACUAUCUGAUAAACCUGUGGAUGGCGUUUAUAGAGAUGGAUGGGAAAACUUUGGUUUUAAGGUAGAAAGAAGCAAAGAAAAUGAUUUAAAGAUAUCAGUGCUAGAAGCAAAUACAAAUUUAGGUGAGCUUAAACAGUACCAAAUACCAUCACCGAAAGAAAAAAAGAUUGAUGAAAAGCUACCCAUCUUCAGAGAUUCUAUUGGAAGAAGUGACCCUGUUUAUCAAAUGAUCGAUACAAAAGACCAAAAACCUGAAAAGAUUGACUGCAAUUUUAAACUAAUUUAUUGCGAGGAUAACGAAUCUAAAAGUGGUAGACUAGAAUUUUCGCUAGAAGAGAUCUUGGCUAUCUCAAGAAACGUUUAUAAAAGCUUCAAGACAAACAAGAAACAUACAAGAGGAACAGAAGAAGGGCGGGAGGAAAUUGAAGAUCAAAAAGAGGCGGGAGCACAACUGAAAAGACCGAAAAUAUCUAGAAAAGCUUUAGUUUCUAAGACAUUGGUCUACUCAAACCAAGGGACCAAUUUCCCUGGUAAAGGAUAUAUUAGCUGUCCCAUGACUCCUAAGGGACAAGCCACUGAACUUCCUGAUAUUGCCUCGGUUGUUAAGCCACGGCGCUUAACACCAAUUUUGGAAAUGAGAGAAUCAUAUUCUAUUUCUCAAAGCAGAAAUUCUGAAACCAUUUCAGAUGAUGAUAAAUCGAGUUCUUCAUUUAUCUCAUACCCUCUACCACGUUCAAGUAAAGACUGA
Messenger RNA from Saccharomyces mikatae IFO 1815, 1527 nucleotides. It is a transcript of the gene MAD3, whose product is annotated as Mad3p. NCBI's taxonomy places the organism in Eukaryota, Fungi, Ascomycota, Saccharomycetes, Saccharomycetales, Saccharomycetaceae. Bases 1 to 1527 code for a protein of 508 amino acids. Gene Ontology annotation, molecular function: protein kinase activity. The record is from RefSeq and is a predicted model, not a curated record. Gene Ontology annotation, biological process: mitotic spindle assembly checkpoint signaling; meiotic sister chromatid cohesion, centromeric. The transcript has a single exon.